Esox lucius (northern pike) is the source of this 5099-nucleotide messenger RNA. It is a transcript of the gene arfip1, whose product is annotated as ADP-ribosylation factor interacting protein 1 (arfaptin 1). Gene Ontology annotation, cellular component: trans-Golgi network membrane. The transcript has 10 exons. The coding region runs from base 186 to 1772 and encodes 528 amino acids. Gene Ontology annotation, biological process: regulation of Arp2/3 complex-mediated actin nucleation; intracellular protein transport. Lineage: Eukaryota; Metazoa; Chordata; Actinopteri; Esociformes; Esocidae. Gene Ontology annotation, molecular function: phospholipid binding; protein domain specific binding. The record is from RefSeq and is a predicted model, not a curated record.
CACACCCACAGUUGGGAACGCGUCCUUUUCCGGGUUUGAGUUGAAGCAGGGACCCGACAAUGGGUGCUAAUUUACAUUUCACACAGUGAGUUGUUACUAUAACUGUAUAUUCUUCCCAAAUCCCAGGUGUGGAACAUUUUGCAAAAAGAAGAACAGAAAUAAAGGUCAGGACAAAAGCUGCAGGGAUGUCAGAAGUUAGUGUUGAGGCUGUGUCCAGGAAUGCUCCAGCCCAGGACCUACAAAUGGAUUCCCCAGAGGAGGUUCAGAAUACAGAGGACAUUCAAAUACAGUGCGAGGAUGAUAACUACAGCUCUGAUAGUGCUGAGUAUAUUCCAGACGAUGAAGUGCCUCUUGAUGAUGAAGCCGAUGUUGGAAGCAACAGUGUUGUUCAAAACAACAGCAAUAUUGCAGAAAACAUAGAUGGCUGUCAAAGUGAUAAUGUUCAGAGCAAAGGUGAUGUAACGGAAAACUGUGUGAAUGCUGUGCAUGAUGGUGUUUCAAACAUCUGUGGCACAGCACGUUUUGACGGAGUUUCUGCUCAAAAUGAAAAUUACCCUUCAGUGACAACUGAUAAUAAAACGCCAAAGGAACAUGAUACCCAAAAGGAACCUGAAGAUUCUCACACUCAUACCAAGGAGAUUGCUAUGGCAGAGGAGGUCCACAGCCCUGCAGCAGAGAUCUCCGUUACCAGCAAUGGAGACUUGGAGGAGAGCCACGAAGAUGUGUUCAGGGACCCUUCUCACAGUGUCCCUGGCGGCCUAAACCUGUCAGAAAGCCAUGUCAGCUCUGGGAACUUUGCCUCGACAACAGAAGGCAUUAUUGAAUCGGGACCUUUCACAGGGUCAGCGUUCCAGCCCAGGUCUCCUGUGGCACCUGUAGCUCCUAGUUCAGCCGCGGCUAGCCGCCUGGCAAGACUCGCCAGCGAUUCUCAUGCUGAGAUUCAGAAAGGCACUAUGCAAGGGCAGCCACUGAGUGGGCCGGUGGUCCUUGCAGACGACCUUAAGAACCCUGCCAUGGAGAAACUGGACCUAGUGAGGAAGUGGAGCAUUAACACCUACAAAUGCACCAGGCAGAUUUUGUCAGAGAAGCUGGGUCGCGGCUCGCGGACCGUGGACCUGGAGCUUGAGGGACAGAUUGAAGUGCUACGUGAAAACAAGCGCAAGUAUGAGCAAGUGGUCAAACUGGCCCAGACGCUUGCCAGCCAGCUCACUCAGAUCAUGCAGACGCAGAGGCAACUGGGCGACGCCUUUGCCGACCUCAGCCUGAAGUCUCCAGAGCUCCACGAGGAGUUUGGCUACAAUGCUGACACCCAAAAACUCUUGUCCAAAAAUGGCGAGACCCUACUGGGAGCAAUAAACUUCUUCAUCGCCAGUGUGAACACACUGGUUGACAAAACUAUCGAGGACACCAUGAUUAACAUCAAACAGUAUGAAACUGCCAGGAUUGAGUAUGACGCGUACCGCACAGACCUGGAGGAAUUAAACCUGGGACCACGGGAUGCCACCACAUUGCCCAAAAUAGAACAUUCCCAGCAGCAGUUCCAGAUCUACCGUGAGAAGUACGAGAAGAUGCGCAAUGAUGUGUCCAUCAAGCUCAAGUUCCUGGAAGAGAACAAGGUGAAAGUGUUGCACAAUCAGCUGAUCCUCUUCCACAAUGCCAUCGCGGCAUACUAUGCAGGAAACCAGCAGCAGCUGGAACAGACGCUCAAGCAGUUCCACAUCAAGUUGAAAAUGCCUGGUGGGGACAUGCCAUCUUGGUUGGAGGAGCACUAAUCAACCAAUCAUCCCUUCCCCCAACAUUUUUUUGGGGCAGACUACAGAAUUAAUUAGUGAUUUUUUUUGACAAACAACACUCUGCUCUACCUGUCAGCCUACCUUAUUCUAUUCUUCAAAAUUGUUAAAUGUUUUUAGAUGAAGCAAAAAAGGACCAAAAUUAUAUAUAAAAAAAUAUAUUUAUAAUCUCUUGUUUGAUAAACUGUACGUUCUGUUUCCUACUAUGCUCCUGUUUUUUUCUGUUCAUGAAAAUCCAUUGACCUUUUUUCCAAUGGUGAAGAGUAGCUGUCUCUGGUUUCUUGUCUCGGCCUUUUCAUCUCGGCCACAUCUGUUUUACUUGAAUGGCUGCAGUUCUUUUCUAAUCAUGGGAAUUGCACUUUUUAGUAUGAUCUGACAAAUCUAAGGAGAUGAUAAAUAUGUUUUGGAAACUACGGCUUUUUACUCUAGCUUAUGAAUGUUCUAUCUCUGCACUGAUGCGCUGUUUAGGGGAGAAAACUAUUCUGCUGUCAGUUUGAUUCCAUCAAGUUUACCCCAUGUUUUUGAGAUUUUGUUAAUGUCUGGAUGAUUGAUGAAGUAACACUAAUGUUAGACGUCGUUACGUGUGCAUGAUACAUCAUAAGCUUGACGGGAAACCUGUUAUACAGACUGUAUUAGUUUUAGGUUUGCAUUAACAGGGUUUGUACAAACGUUUCUGACUGCCAAUGCCAAUUCACAUUUCUGACUUAAAUUUAUAAAAAAGCAGCCCAUAAUAACUUGUCAGAAGAAGGAGAAGUUUUAUGAUGUUGGUGAAAUCAUGCAUCGUACACUUUAUGUAUAUACUGUAUAUGUGUCUAUAUGCACAUGCAUAUAGAAAGACAUGUCAAGAAUUAGGUAAAAUGAAUCUGGUUUGCGAGCUGUCAUUACUCUGUGAGAAGUGAUGUUUUUUGCUGUUUAGUUGGCUAUGAUUAUUUAGUAAUGUCUGUAACAACUAUUGUUGUUAUCCACAGUCACAUUUUACUUUACAAGCUGUAAAACUAACAGUUAAAUAAGCGGUUUUGGUCAGCUUCUUUUGUACAUUUUUGCAAUGGAAUAAUAUUGUAUCCCUAAUAGAAUAAUGAAUUAAAACAAUAAUUCUGAUAUGUUAUGGCAAUAGUUUUCCGUACUGUAACAGGGUCCAGCAUGAAGGCUACAAGUUUAGGAUUAGCGUACACCUGCUUGAUGAGAAAGAUUAUGUGCUAAAUUUGGGCCCACAGACAAUGCUGCCAUUUACAGCAAAGGCAUUAGCUGUGCCUGUCUACCCAUAGCAAGAAGCUCGAACUGUUGAAUUGGCUUGGGUUGCAAUGUUAGAUGUACACCAGGCUUAUAUUUGUGGAAUGAUUACAUAGUAUGAAUACAUUAUUUGUACUUAAUUUUUAAGGAAAAUCUCAUAUAUACUGUCAUGUAAAAAAGCUAUUACAACCCCCUUUUUUUUUAUACAUAUUUUGUCAUGGAUAUGUUAUCUUCAAACCUCAGCACUAUUGACAUAAAGGUAACCUAGUUUAACAUAUUUCAGUUAAAGAUUACACUGAAAUGUAUAUUUAUUAAUCAAAAUCACAGAUAAGGUAGAAUGAAACAAGUACACCCCUAGCUUCCAUAGCUGGUCUUUCCUCAUUCUGUGCUGAAAUAACUUAAUGUAGCCUUUUCUUGUAACUUUCUAUCAGUCUUUACAUCGACUGGGACAAAUGUUUAGGCUACUCCUCUUUACAUUACAGUUUCAACUGUGUCAUGUUGAAACUGCUUUCUUUCAUGCACAGCCUGCUUCAAGUCCCCAUCAGCAUUUCAAUAUGAGUGAGGUCUGGGCUUUGACUUUAGUAUACUAUGGAUUUGAUUAUUGACUAGUUGGCCUGGCCCAAAAUCCACUCCAUGCUUUACAGUUUGUUUGAGGUUCUUCUGUUCAAAGGCAGUUUUUGUUUUCACCGUAUGGUGCCUUUCAUUGUGUCUAAAAAAAAAACUCCACUUUUGACUGAACUAUGCAGAGCAAAUCUUUCCAUGAGUUAUGGUCUUUUCCAGCUGUUGUCUAGCAAACGUUAGUUAUGAUAUUCUUUUUUGUGUGCAGGGGCGUCUUCCUUCUUGACCUCCCAUGUAGGUAAAGGUUGUGCUGUCAGUUUCUGACAGUUCACUCAUGUGCUUUGACAUUGACUCUAGAAACUGUGAUGUUGCCCUGGGUUUCUUAAAGACUUGUAUGUGCAUUUCUACGUCAGCUGUUGGGUGGAUUUUUAUGUAACCCCACUGUUCUAUGUAGAUUGCCAGUGGUCUGGAAUUUUCCCUGUUUGUAGAAUAUACAUUUUCAAAGUGGAAGGAUGUACUUCAAAUUGCUUGGCAAUGGCUUUUGUAACAUACCAUUAAAAAGAUGAGGAAUGGACCAAUCACCUACACUACAUACACUCCAUGCCAACAUGGUUAAACUCAGUAACCCUAUUUCACUAUGACCACCCAUGUAGAAAGAAUGCCGAAGCUGCAUUUGUAUGUUCUGUAAACCCAAACUACACUUUAACAUUAGCAAGAAAUGUAUUGCACUGAGGAAUGAGACAAAGAAAAAGGGAAUAAAACAAUCUGGCUUGGCAUUGUAUGAUGACAAUCUCUACACUAGUUAGCGUUGUUAACACCCCCUGAAAACAGCUCAUUCUUUAUAUAGUUUGUCUUUAUAAUUUUCCUUUCCUCUUCUCCACAUUCAACCGCUCAUGAACACCUAGAGAAUAAUUGUGUAAAAUGGCAACCAAACUGAUUUGGACAAGACAAUACUUUUUGCUUGUACAUAGAAAAGAUCAGCAUUCUCAGCCUGAGCUUAAAUUGUUAACUUCUAGAAAACUCUGUUUUCUAGAGGACUACCGAUAAUUCUGUUGUAUUGUGGCAUAGAAUGUCAUGUAAUAUUCUGGUUGCAAAAUGUAUUUCUGUUGUUGAAACAUCAAACAAUAACUGGGUAUAGACCUAAUUUUCAGAAGUCUUGUUUUGGUUUUCAUCUGGUACACCUGCCCACCUUCUAUUUUGCACCAUAUUCAAACUGUAAAAAUGACUUUAUUGCAACCACUUCUGCCCACUGGGGUUUCUUCAGUUUGUACUUACGCUGUUUUACAGCAGGAAAUGUACUGUGUCUUGUACAGCAAAUAUGGUGUUAACUGACAAGCAUAAAUAUAUAUAUUUGUAAUUUCCUCUUUUACCUUGGAUAUACAGUAUAUGAAUGAAGACUUUACUAGUGGAGUGUAACUUUGUAAUAAUGAAACAUACUGAUUAACAUAUGUUCAGUUGAAAACAGGUUGCUAAAUGUUGUGUAACAGCUUUUGGGAAAAAAAUAAAUGUUUUCUUCAUAAA